This is a messenger RNA of Tripterygium wilfordii, 1858 nucleotides long. RefSeq names its product probable magnesium transporter NIPA6. Gene Ontology annotation, molecular function: magnesium ion transmembrane transporter activity. The coding region runs from base 401 to 1459 and encodes 352 amino acids. The transcript is spliced from 9 exons. NCBI's taxonomy places the organism in Eukaryota, Viridiplantae, Streptophyta, Magnoliopsida, Celastrales, Celastraceae. Gene Ontology annotation, biological process: magnesium ion transport. The record is from RefSeq and is a predicted model, not a curated record. Gene Ontology annotation, cellular component: membrane.
CAGGGCAGCGCAGAUGACUGGCAGGCACGCACCCAUAAUGACCGCCCGGUUCUUCUCUCUUCGCUUCCAAAACGGCAUCGAAUUGAUACAGAUGAUGAUGCUGGCAUGCUGCUACCUCUUUUGGUCAACAUCCCAACAAAAUCGUUCAUGUCUGUGAAUCUACUGUACAUACAGUCUCAAAACCCUAGGGUUCCUGUUCCUCCUUCCUUCCUUCCUUUUCCAGCUCGAUUUGCUCCCUCACUCUUGUGUCCCGUUCAAUUCGCGUCAUUGUCAGCUAAUUCGAGAUAGAUUUUGGUGUUACCAGCGCCAAAGUGUCAGAUAUCUAUUGGAGUGAAUACCUAGGGAAGUACAUCUAUACAUAUAUGUGUUUAUGUAUGUGUGUGUAUGUAUGUAUGUAUAGAUGUACUCGACCAAUCUUAUAGGGUUCAUUCUGGCUGUGGUUUCCAGCGCCUUCAUUGGCUCCAGCUUCAUCAUAAAGAAGAAGGGUCUCAAGAAGGCCAGCGCCAGCGGCCCUCGUGCUAGUGAUCGGUUGAUGGUUAUUGCAGGUGUUGGUGGGUAUGGUUAUCUAUUAGAGCCACUAUGGUGGGUGGGCAUGGUUACUAUGAUUGUUGGAGAAAUUGCCAAUUUUGUGGCCUACGUUUAUGCCCCUGCUGUUCUCGUGACCCCCCUUGGUGCAUUGAGCAUUAUCGUCAGUGCUGUUUUGGCGCAUUUCUUGUUGAAGGAGAAACUGCAGAAAAUGGGGAUUUUGGGAUGUCUUUUGUGCAUAGUUGGUUCAACAAUGAUUGUGCUUCAUGCACCUGAAGAGAAGACUAUAAAUUCAGUUACGGAAAUCUGGGGAUUAGCAAUCCAACCAGCAUUCCUUUUGUAUACUGCCUCGGUGGUGGCAGUGGCACUAGUACUCAUAUUGUAUUGCGGUCCAAACUACGGCCAAACCAACAUAAUGGUCUACAUCGGAAUAUGCUCUAUUAUAGGGUCGUUGACAGUUAUGAGUGUAAAAGCCAUCGGUAUUGCAAUAAAGUUGACGAUAGAAGGCCAAAACCAAGCCAAAUACUUUCAAACGUGGAUUUUUGCAACGGUCUCUGUUACAUGUAUCAUCACUCAAUUAAAUUAUCUAAACAUGGCUCUCGAUACUUUCAACACGUCAGUGGUUUCUCCUAUUUAUUAUGCCAUGUUUACAUCUUUCACGAUUUUGGCUAGUGUGAUAAUGUUCAAGGAUUAUUCUGGCCAAAGUGUUAGCAGCAUAGCUUCAGAGUUAUGUGGGUUUAUAACUGUGUUGUCUGGGACUGCGGUAUUGCACAGUACUAGAGAGCCGGAUACACCUCUUAUCACAGAUUUAUAUACACCUCUAUCUCCAAAAGUAUCCUGGUACAUUCAAGGAAAUGGGGAAGUUUGGAAGCAGAAGGAUGAAGAUGGGUCAAACCCUGGUUUUAUCACAGUAAGACAAGAUUAUUUCAAGUGAAUGACGUGUGCUUGAGGCCCAAGCUUUGAAUCCUUGGGUUGAGCACAAUGAACACAGAUUUGGAAUCCGCGUACGCUCAUGCUGCGUGUCUAAUCAAAUUCUUUGGUGCGAUUUCAUGCAUUUAGUUCUCUAGCCAUAGGCUUUAGGAGGUGAUUGAUUUCAGCAUGCAUUUCACCUUUUCAUUUAACAAUUUUCAGCUCGUAUCUACCUUUCAUAUGAUUAUACAAGCAAAAAUCCGGUCUAGUGUGCAGUCAGUAGAGGCAGCUAUAACGUUCAUCCCUGUUUGUCUUCUUCAUGUAAUAUUAACUUAUAUAUCUAUUUUAUCAUUUUAUGUUUAAAAAAAAAAAUACUGGGAUUAUUUUCUUGGUCAUGGAAUGGAAUAUGUGCUUUCCUUUCUUA